This is a messenger RNA of Hydra vulgaris (swiftwater hydra), 1034 nucleotides long. RefSeq lists its product as uncharacterized. The record is from RefSeq and is a predicted model, not a curated record. NCBI's taxonomy places the organism in Eukaryota, Metazoa, Cnidaria, Hydrozoa, Anthoathecata, Hydridae.
UUGUGAGUGGUAAGUGGUUUGCUUGUAUUAUUUUAAUCUAUAUUUGUAAUAUGUCUGGUUAUAGUAUAUUGGUAAUGUUUUUUUUAGAAGAUAAACAGCUAUGUCUUGAUUAUAAUUUUACUUCUGGAGCAGAGCAAUGUAGCUCAGAGGAGGAAAUAGAUUUGGAAAAUGCUGCAGGUUAUAGAUUUUUAUAUUAAUAGCUCAAUUCUAUUAUGCUGUUUUUAAUUUAUAUGUUUAUAACUAUAAAAUAUUUUUAUGACAUUUUAUUAAGAAUCAUUACUAGUGUCGAACCCGAACUUCCUAAACCGCCAAUAAUCACUUUCAAGGAAAAUAAAAAAUCUCACGUUGUAGAUUUUCAUACCAAUCAUACAGAGCCUAGAGUAUCAGUAAAAACAAAACGACAUACAAGUCCCUUUGAAUUUACAACAGGAACGUCAAUUAAAAAAUCUAAAAAUGAAGCAAAAGACUUGCCAAUUGCUAAGGAAGAAAUUAUUAACUUUGUGGCUUCAAAAGACAACAAAGAUGAAUUUUCUAUGUCUGAAGAAAAAUAUCGAAAGCAAUCCCUAAAGUUGUUAAUAGAAAUUAGAGAUGGGAUUAACCGAAUAUUAAACACACCGAAUGUCAGUGGAGCUAUCAAUAUAGUUAAAGUUGAUGACAUUUCAGAACUAUAUGCUGCAAAUGAUGAAUUGAAAGAUGCAGCAGUAAGGAGAAAUGCUAUAGAAAUGUUAAAAUGUGUAGGAGGAAAUGAUUGUGGCGAAAUGGUGCGCAAUAUUUUAGACAGGUUAUUUAGCAUUUCUGUAAUGUCGAAAAUGAACAUGAAAGGGUCAUCUAGACAAAGGGAUAGCAUUUAAGAAUUUAGAAUUCUUUAGUUUGAUUCAAGAGGUAGUCACCAGGCAAUUCAAUAACGUUUCAACAAAAGCACUUACAGCAGCUAUAGGAAAUAAGCUAAAGAAUGCCCCUGGACAACUAAAACGCGAUCAAGCAUCAAGUUGAAAAUGUUGUAUUGUGAUUAAAUUAAAUAUUGAUUUGAUAUA